Messenger RNA from Pestalotiopsis fici W106-1, 1278 nucleotides. RefSeq lists its product as uncharacterized. The record is from RefSeq and is a predicted model, not a curated record. Gene Ontology annotation, biological process: lipid catabolic process. Gene Ontology annotation, molecular function: triacylglycerol lipase activity. The transcript has a single exon. NCBI's taxonomy places the organism in Eukaryota, Fungi, Ascomycota, Sordariomycetes, Amphisphaeriales, Sporocadaceae. The coding region runs from base 1 to 1278 and encodes 425 amino acids.
AUGUGGACUAGAAGGAACAUUUCUGCUGUGAUCCAAGUCUCUCUUCUAUCAUGGCUUGCUGUGGCUCAAGCAUCCAAUUCAUCAACGCCUCUCCCUCCAAGCGAGGACCCUUUCUACGUUCCACCUUCUGGUUUUGAGACCUCGGCACCAGGCACGGUUCUGCGCAUUCGGACAGAUCCGAGCAACAUUACAGCCGUAGUCAACUGCUCUGCCGCCUACAACAUACUCUACAGAUCAACCGAUGCUCAGUAUCAGCCUUCCUGGGCAGUGACGACUCUGCUGAUUCCCGACUCUGCCCUGAUUCCAGCCAAUUCGACCUCGCGCCUGCUGUCUUACCAGAUCCCGUACAACUCGCCAGAUGUGGACGCUAGUCCUAGUCAUUUGCUCUCGACUCUCUACGCUACGGCGGCGGAUCCCUCUCCCGCGGAUUAUGUCGCAGAAGCUCUCAGCCGUGGUUGGUAUGUCAGUGUUCCCGACUUUGAAGGACCAAAUGCUGCAUUCUUUACGGGGCCUCGAGAGGGACACGCCAUUCUGGACGCAACUCGAGCCGUCUUGAGCCAGAACCAACUGGCUCAUUGGGAUGAUGCACGAUAUGCCAUGUGGGGGUACUCGGGCGGUGCUCUGGCGAGCUACUUUGCUGCUGAGCUCCAAGCAUCAUACGCCCCUGAACUGAACUUUGCCGGCGCAGCAAUAGGUGGCCUGCCAUCAAAUUUCACAUCAGUGGUAUACAAUUUCAACAAUUGCGGCGGUGCCGGCAUCAUCGUGUCACUGUUCCUCGGUCUGACAGCCGACUUCCCAGCGGCCCGGGACAUUCUCGUCAGCAAUCUCAAGACCGAGGGUCCUUUCAACGCCACGAGUUUUCUCGCCUGUCUUCACUACAAUGCUCCCGAGUUUACCGCGGCCUAUUCAGGACAAGACAUUUUCGAGUACUUUGUGAACGGGAGCGACAUCCUUACGGUUCCGGAGAUUGCGUGGGUGAUUGGAAAUAAUGCGCUUCCGACGUAUCACGGUCUGCCUCAAAUGCCACUUUUUGCGUACCAUGGGAUCAAUGAUGAAAAUUGCAAUAUUGAAUAUGCAGACUCACAGAUACAGCGAUACUGUGAGGCAUAUGCCGAUGUUCUAUAUCAGAGAAACACCGUUGGUGGUCAUGAGGCCGAGUCUGUCGCGGUUGCGCCCGUGGCUCUGGAGUGGCUUUCAAGGUGGCUUGAUGGUGAUGCUGAGCAGACAAUAGUCGGGUGUACUGUCGAAACAGUGACCAUAGAUAGCUCCUCAGCAUGA